Messenger RNA from Pleurotus ostreatus (oyster mushroom), 1182 nucleotides. RefSeq lists its product as uncharacterized. Lineage: Eukaryota; Fungi; Basidiomycota; Agaricomycetes; Agaricales; Pleurotaceae. The record is from RefSeq and is a predicted model, not a curated record. Gene Ontology annotation, cellular component: plasma membrane. The coding region runs from base 1 to 1182 and encodes 393 amino acids. The transcript has 13 exons. Gene Ontology annotation, biological process: antimonite transmembrane transport; arsenite transport. Gene Ontology annotation, molecular function: antimonite transmembrane transporter activity; antiporter activity; arsenite transmembrane transporter activity.
AUGGAACCGGAAAAGAUAAAGGAGUUCGACUCGAAUCAGGUCUCAUCGGCACCGCCUGUCGAGCCAGUGAAAGCGUCGAAAUUAUUCAAGUCGCUGUCUUUCCUCGAUCGAUGGUUGGCACUUUUCAUCCUGGUGGCCAUGAUUCUGGGCGUCAUCAUUGGGGUAUAUGCGGAGAAUGGCGUACAUGUAGCGUUCGGAGGUGCUCAGUGGAACGGUGUAUCGAUACCGGUCAUGAUAGGCCUCCUACUUAUGAUGUGGCCGGUAUUAACAAAGAUCAAAUAUGAAUGCCUCGGUCGGGUGCUCUCGUCGAAAAGAAUCUGGUUGCACAUGGCUAUCUCGUUUGUUUUAAACUGGAUAGUCGCGCCCUUCAUCAUGCUUGGCCUCGCUUGGGCUACUUUACCGGAGGCGUCCCUAGAACGUGAGCGAAAAGGUGUUUUGCUCAUCGGCGUCGGUGAGUUUCGCGCCAUGGUUUUGAUAUGGUCGGGUCUUGCGCAAGGCGACAUGGAAUACUGUGCAAUUUUGGUGGGCAUGAACUCGCUAUUGCAGAUCGUACUUUUUGCUCCGUACGCCCUCCUGUUCUUAAACAUCCUGGGAUCAAAUUUAGGUUCGGACGGACCUCUUCUUCAUCUCCACUACUCAGAGGUAUCCACCAGCGUUGGCAUAUAUCUUGGAAUACCGCUCGCAGCUGGUCUUGUUACGAGAUUCGUCUCUCGAUCGUUGUUAUCACCUCGCUCCUUUGAGAGGUUCCUGAGAAUAAUCGGCCCGAUAGCUUUGCUGGGCCUGCUUUACACAAUUAUCGUCUUGUUUGCAUAUCAAGGAAAGCGAAUCAUCGACAACAUUGGUUCCGUGUUUCGCAUCUUUGUUCCUCUUAUUCUGUACUUCGUCAUCGUCUGGUUCUUGACCUUCUUCACGCUGUACUAUCUAAGUACGAGGAAGAAGUCCCGAGGUAUCAUAGGAGGUUAUGAUAUGGCCGUCGUUCAAGCAUUCACAGCGGGAUCAAAUAACUUCGAACUUGCGAUUGCUGUUGCCGUAGCUAACUUCGGGACUGACUCUCCCGAAGCGCUCGCAGCCACCAUAGGUCCUCUAGUGGAGGUACCCGUGCUCCUUGGGCUCACAUACUUCGCCCUGUGGAUAAAAAGGAGAACAAGAUGGGAAGAAGAAUGUUCAAACCAAGGAGAUUGA